UGAACUGAAUGCCCGUUAAUAUACCUCGUUCUCAUCAUUGCCAACAUCUCAACCUGAAAUCACCAAACCCCCAGACUUAGCAUCGCAUACAUACUCAGUCAAACCCCCCUUAACAACACUAGAAACCAUGCUGUCGAACCCCAUCAACCUGCCCAAGUGGCUCGAAGAGAACUCCCACCUUCUCAAACCACCCAUCAACAACUACUGCGUCUACAAUGAAGACUUUACAGUCAUGAUCGUAGGCGGCCCCAACGCCCGAACAGACUACCACAUCAACACCACCCCGGAGUGGUUCUACCAGUACAAAGGCGCCAUGCUCCUCAAGGUCGUCGACCCCUCGGACGGCGGCGGCGCCUUCAAGGACAUUGUCAUCCGCGAGGGGGACAUGUUCCUCCUCCCGCCCAACACGCCGCACAACCCCGUCCGCUUCGCCGACACCGUGGGCCUCGUGCUCGAGCAGCGCCGCCCCGCGGCCAGCGUCGACCGCAUGCGCUGGUACUGCGACGCGCCCGGCUGCGCCACCGUCGUCCACGAGGCCGCUUUCCACUGCACCGACCUCGGCACCCAGAUCAAGGCCGCCGUCGAGGAGUUCAAGGCGAGUGAGGAGAAGAGGACGUGUCCGAGGUGCGGUACCCUAGCUGAGGCGGCGCCCCGGCCGGGGAGUAUUCGGGAUCCUAAUCUUGAGUGAAUAUCUAUUUUAUUUUCUUUUGUCUUGUUUCUCUCUUUUUUUCUUUUCUUGUCUUUUCUUUUCUUUUCUUUUCUUUUCUUUUUUUUUUGGUAGGUGGGGUAGCGGGUGUUUGCGCGAAAAAGUUCCUUUUGGAGGGGUUGAGAAGCGAGGGAGGGAUAAUGGGAGACGUCGCUUUGCGAGAAGUAAAUUACGUCAAAAGUUGUACAUCUCCUCAAUUGGGUACGUUAUACGGAUACAUAUGCGAUAUGUGCCGACAGAGUGAUACCGCCUCUCU
This is a messenger RNA of Sodiomyces alkalinus F11, 962 nucleotides long. RefSeq names its product 3-hydroxyanthranilate 3,4-dioxygenase. Gene Ontology annotation, cellular component: cytoplasm. Gene Ontology annotation, molecular function: iron ion binding; 3-hydroxyanthranilate 3,4-dioxygenase activity. The transcript is spliced from 3 exons. NCBI's taxonomy places the organism in Eukaryota, Fungi, Ascomycota, Sordariomycetes, Glomerellales, Plectosphaerellaceae. Bases 128 to 688 code for a protein of 186 amino acids. The record is from RefSeq and is a predicted model, not a curated record. Gene Ontology annotation, biological process: 'de novo' NAD+ biosynthetic process from L-tryptophan; quinolinate metabolic process.